Molecule: messenger RNA, 1781 nt
Organism: Astrephomene gubernaculifera
Lineage: Eukaryota; Viridiplantae; Chlorophyta; Chlorophyceae; Chlamydomonadales; Astrephomenaceae
Source: the annotation of a GenBank genome assembly
GAUGUCGUGGAACCUUGCCGAGUAACCGCCGUGAUAUGGAAAUCAGCGUGCCACCUCCCAACAUCACUUUUUCUGCACUCCUAGGUAUAAAGGUCUGUCGCCUUUAAAGUCAUUACCGACUUUAGCUAAAGCACGAUACUACUAGGGCAUCAUCGGCAGCGGCUUCAACCCCAGGAUAGGCGUCUACUGGUUUGCAUUAGUGCUAGGCUCCCAGCAUGAUGAGCAGCAAAAAGGAUGGCAGAUUAACGGCUCAUUUCAGGCAACAAACGAAACCCUCGACCACCGGCCCUAAGACUAGGCUUGGGAAGCGUCAAAGGGCUCAAGAAGACGACAAGCCAGACCCUGAAGUACUAUCUAGAAGCAUUGGUGAAGGCGCUGUGUCUCGCGCGGACCUGACCGAGGACGAGCAGAAGCUUCGGAAAUUCGACCUGCAAACGAAGUUCGGUCCCUGCGCCGGCCUCACAAGACUCGAACGAUGGGAGCGGGCGCAGAAGUUCGGGUUAGCGCCGCCGGAGGAGGUGCGGGACAUCAUCCUGGCGCUGGGCGGCCCAGGCAGCCCGGCGGACCGCAGCCUGUGGCACCAGCGCAUCUGAGGGCGGCAGGGGGCGUGUUAUUACCCUUAUUAGGGGGGGUAUUGGGAGGGAUGAAGCUGCGGAUCGCUAGGGAGUGACGGCAGCAGCAGCAGUAGCAGUAGUAGUAGCAGUCGCAGGGCCCUUCCCGCACUGGGAGGGGGCACCGGAGGGGCCGUCGGAGCGCGACGAAGGGGUAUGUGAGGUGCGGUCCGCGAAGAGCCAGCAGGGGGCGGGGUUGGCUGGUUAAUUGUUGAGGGGGGUGCUGUGGUGUGAGUCCACCCAAACAGAAGCUUACAUUGCGCAGCAGCAGCAGCAGCAACAACGCUUAGCGCAACAUUGCGUGUAGACGGGGAUCCUGUCUGUUUACUCCCUCUGCUUUGGUUUGCCGCUGUGGAGGUUAAUUUCCGUGGAGCAGAGUUGGUACAUACUACACAGAAGAACAUGGGAAGGCUUUGUAGCAUACCGGUACGUGUGGAUCACUUUAUCACUGUGUUUUUGUAGGAUUGUUACGCUCUUCCUGAGGUGGUGUGCGGCGGGAAUGCUGUGUGAGGCGCUACCCUGUUACCUGUUAGCGCACAGCAGGGCACGGGAGCUGCCGGAGGUCGGCGUGAGCGAAUGACAGAGCUCAGGGUUCGAGUGGGUGUUGCGCGCUUUUGUAUCUGUUGGGUUGCGCAUCGUUUGGCGGCAACGUCAGAGCCAACAUAGUCAGGGAACAAAAUGUAGGUUGAGGUGUUUGACGCGUACAUUGCUGCGGGUUCUUCCUUUGGUAACCAUGUUGAGUAUCCAUUGCAACCCUUUGUGUGGUUGAAAACGCCAAUAUUACUGGGGCUUGGCCUGUGAAUCAUAUUGUCAGACGUGUUACGUACGCAUUGUGUGUAACGGAGAUAUACCGGUACUGUGCGCAUGUGGUGGUUGGCCUGGUUUGGCAAGCAAAGUCCAACAAUUACACCAUGUCAACGUGCUGGGAAUUGGAUGGCUGGGAAGCCUUUGCGUGAACGCUAUAAUGGGGAAUAAAUCAGGCUGUAAAGCUGUUAGCGAGUGCUGGAAACGGCUGUCUGUACAUGCUCGAUGCUAAGCGACGGUUGGUUGGGCGGCCUUUGAACAACAAUUCUCACGAAAUUAGCCGCAUGUAAAUAUACGUGUAGGAAUUGGUACCUUCUUGAACAAUGGUUGCCUCAUAUUUUGAGAUGGCCAGGAUUUUGUAGAACC